UAUCAAUCAAGGCGGGCGGCGGCCUUGUGAACCGAAACUCUAAUUGUGUACGAUUGAAGAGCAAAUACAUCAGAUAAAACGAGACGAAUCGCCAUACGGAUUAUUUUAUUAAUACUGGAACAUACGUAGGAUACAUUGAAGUAAUAACAACGUUUGACAAGACUCGAAUUUACACUAAAAUUGCAAAGGAAUUCUAAAAAGUUAUAUUGAAAGUUGCUUCCGGAUUCAAAAUGGCGGAUGAUCUGAAGUAUUUGAAAGUGGACAGGUCCAUGAUAAAUGACCCUGCUGCUCAGGCGACAUGGGCUUCCAAAAAGCUUGUGUGGGUUCCACACGAGUCCCAGGGGUUUGUCCCCGCGGGUGUCAAGGAAGAACGAGCGGACGAGAUUGUGGUUGAAAUACAAGAGUCUGGCAAACGUGUGGUGGUCAAUAAAGAUGACAUUCAAAAAAUGAACCCUCCAAAGUUUUCCAAAGUUGAGGAUAUGGCUGAAUUGACAUGUCUUAAUGAAGCUUCUGUUUUACACAAUAUAAAAGACAGAUACUAUUGUGGCCUAAUCUAUACAUACUCUGGUCUCUUCUGCGUAGUUGUUAACCCCUACAAGCGUCUCCCCAUAUACACAGAACAAGUGAUAGAACUCUACAAGGGCAAGAAACGACAUGAGGUACCCCCACAUAUAUUUGCUAUCACCGACACAGCAUACAGGAGUAUGCUUCAAGAUAGAGAAGAUCAGUCCAUCCUUUGCACAGGAGAAUCAGGUGCAGGGAAAACAGAAAACACCAAAAAAGUCAUUCAGUAUUUGGCGUACGUGGCUGCGUCACUCAAACAUGGCAAACAAAGCGUUGCAAAUGUUGUCAACGCAAUGCAUGGGGAGCUUGAGACUCAGCUGUUACAGGCCAACCCGAUCUUGGAGGCAUUUGGUAAUGCAAAGACUACAAAAAAUGACAACUCAUCUAGAUUCGGAAAGUUUAUCAGGAUCAACUUCGAUGCAUCUGGGUUCAUAUCUGGUGCUAACAUUGAGACUUACUUGCUGGAGAAGUCUCGUAUUAUCCGCCAGGGCAACAAUGAGAGAACCUUCCACAUAUUCUACCAUUUACUGAAUGGUGCAUCAGCUGCAGAGAAGAAGGAAUUGCUCUUGGAGAAUGUGGCUAAUUACAGAUACAUGAGCAAUGGAAAUAUACAGGUGAAUGAGAUGGAUGACACAGACUUCUACAGAAGUUCAAUGGAAGCUAUGGACAUCAUGCACUUCACACCAGAUGAACAAAUAUCAAUAAAGAAAGUCGUGUCAGCUGUCCUACACUUUGGCAACCUUGAAUUUAAGAAAGAGCGCAACUCUGACCAAGCCACGCUACCAGAUAACACAGUCGCACAGAAAGUCUGUCAUCUAUUGGGGGUAAAUGUAACUGAGGUGACGAAAGCAUUCUUGAAGCCAAGGAUUAAAGUUGGUAGAGAUUAUGUGACCAAAGCACAAACAAAAGAACAGGUUGAGUUUUCUGUUGAGGCCAUUACAAAGGCUCUGUAUGAACGCAUGUUCAAGUGGCUUGUUCACCGCAUCAACAAAUCGCUGGACAAGACCAAACGUCAGGGUGCAUCUUUUAUCGGAAUUCUGGAUAUUGCUGGUUUUGAAAUUUUCGAGCACAAUUCAUUUGAGCAGCUGUGUAUCAAUUACACAAAUGAGAAGCUCCAACAGCUGUUCAACCACACUAUGUUCAUUCUGGAACAAGAGGAAUACAAACGUGAAGGCAUCAACUGGCAGUUCAUUGACUUUGGGCUUGAUCUUCAGCCUACCAUUGACCUGCUUGAAAAGCCCCUUGGUAUUUUCGCCUUGUUGGAUGAGGAGUGCUGGUUCCCCAAAGCAACAGACAAGACUUUCUGUGAUAAACUCAUGGCCCAACAUACCACACAUCCAAAGUUCCUGAAGGCUGAGUUCAGAUCCAAUGCUGACUUCAGUAUCAUCCACUACGCUGGCAAGGUUGAGUAUGUGGCUCAGAAGUGGCUGGUAAAGAACAUGGAUCCCCUCAAUGAGAACAUUGUCUCACUCCUACAGGCCUCACAAGAGCCAUUUGUGCAGAGCAUAUGGAAGGAUGCUGAUAUUGUUGGCAUGGGAGCAGCCUCAGCAAAUGAGUCAGCAUUUGGAGCCCGUACACGCAAGGGAAUGUUCCGAACUGUAGGACAGCUUUACAAGGAACAGCUCACCAAACUCAUGUUAACCUUGAACAAUACAAACCCCAACUUUGUUCGUUGUAUCAUCCCCAAUUAUGAAAAGAAGCCUGGAAAGAUUGAUGCUCCUCUUGUUUUGGAUCAGUUACGUUGCAAUGGUGUCUUGGAGGGCAUCCGUAUUUGCAGACAGGGUUUCCCGAACAGGAUCGUUUUCCAAGAGUUCAGACAGCGCUACGAGCUUCUCACUCCCAAUAUCAUCCCCAAAGGUUUCAUGGAUGGAAAGAAAGCAUGUGAAAAAAUGAUUGCUUACCUUGAGUUGGAUGAGAACUUGUUCCGUAUUGGACAGAGCAAGAUUUUCUUCCGUGCUGGAGUGCUCGCUCACUUGGAGGAAGAACGUGACUUGAAACUGACAGACAUCAUCAUCACCUUCCAGGCUUUCGCCAGAGGAAGCAUCGCCAGGAAAAUGUUCCAGAAGAGACUCCAACAACUGAGCGCCAUUCGUAUCAUUCAAAGAAACUGUUCUUCAUAUCUGAAACUGCGCAACUGGCAAUGGUGGCGCUUAUUCACAAAGGUCAAACCUGUCCUCUCCGUCACUAAACAGGAAGAGAAGGUGGCUAUUAAAGAAGAGGAACUUCGUAAGGUGACUGACCAGCUUGAGAAACAGUCCAAUGACUACCAGGAGCUCAUAAGGAAGCAGGAACAGAUGAUGGAAGAGAAGUCUAUUCUGGCAGAGCAGCUCCAAGCAGAGACUGAACUAUGUGCCGAAGCAGAGGAGUCUCGGGGCAGGCUCGCUGCAAGGAAACAAGAGUUAGAAGAGAUCCUUACUGACCUUGAGGCUCGUGUAGAAGAGGAAGAAGAAAGAACACAGGCACUUUCACAAGAGAAGAAAAAACUUAACCUCACAAUACAAGAUCUUGAAGAACAGCUAGAGGAGGAAGAACAAGGAAGACAGAAAUUACAACUUGAAAAGGUUGCACUAGACUCAAAGUUCAAGGAACUAGAGAGCUCUCUCGCCAUGCAGGAAGAUUCCAACCUCAAGUUAUCCAAGGAGCGAAAGUUGAUGGAAGAGAGACUUCAGGAGAUGGCUGCUGUGCUCACAGAAGAAGAGGAAAAGGCCAAGGGUCUCAGUAAACUCAAGAAUAAGUAUGAAGCUAUUAUUGCUGAUCUCGAGGAGAGACUCCGAAGAGAGCAGCUGUUACGUAGUGAAUUGGAAAAAGCCAAACGUAAGCUAGAAGCUGAAUUGAAUGACCUCCGUGAGCAGCUCAAUGAGAAGAGCUAUCAAUGCCAGGAAUUACAGAACCAAUUAUGCAAGAGAGAAGAGGAGCUACAGGCCGCCCUCAACAUGAAUGAAGAGGAAGUGUCAGCCAGAUCAGUGACCAUCAAACAGAUGAGAGAAAUGGAAAAUCAGCUCCAGGAAAUCCAGGAAGAUUUAGAACAAGAGAAAGAAUCCAGAGUUAAAGCUGAAAAACAGAAACGUGAUCUUGGAGAGGAACUCGAAGCUCUGAAAAGUGAAUUAGAAGAUUCUCAUGAUCUGACGACAGCUGCACAGGAACUUAAACAGAAACGUGAAGCUGAAGUGGUUAAUAUCAAACAACAGAUUGAAGUUGAAGCCAAGGAGCAUGAUAAACACUUACAAGAAAUCCGUGCUAAACACAAUGCACAAAUUGAGCAACUCAAUGAGCAGUUGGACGCUACCAGAAAGGCUAAAGCUUCCCUUGAAAAAGCACGUUCCAACAUGGAGUCUGAAAAUACUGAUAUGGCCAAUGAGGUCAAACAACUCAGUCAGGCCCGCCAGGAACAGGACAGGAAACGUAAACAAGCUGAGGCUCAAGUCCAGGAACUCUCAAUGAAGCUGCAGGAAACAGACAGGGCCAGGAAUGAAGUUGUGGAGAAGGUUCAGCGUUUACAGAAUGAAUCUGAAAAUGUUACAUCACAACUUGAAGGUGUAGAAACUAAAGCUUCAACCAUGGCGAAACAAGUCACCAACUUAGAGGGCCAGUUGGCUGAUGCGCAGGAACUUCUCCAAGAAGAGACGAAGCAGAAGCUCCAGGUUCAGGCCAAGCUGAGACAGGCUGAAGACAACCUUGAUGGACUUCAAGACCAACUAGAUGAAGAAGAAGAGGCCAGAAAAUCACUGGAGAACAAAGUCUCUCAUCUCAAUUCACAGAUUACUGAGUCAAAGAAGCGGGCAGAUGAGGAUAAUUCAUUUAUUGAACAACUAGAAGAAUAUAAAAAGAAAGCAGCCAGAGAUAUGGACAGCCUGCAACAACAACUCGAACAGGCAACCGCAAAUGGAGAUAAAAUGUCCAGAUCUCGUGCUAAACUCCAGGCUGAGUUAGAAGAUGUUCAGAUAGAGGCUGAGAAUGCCAGAGGAGCAUUGACUAACAUGGAACGCAAACAGAAGAAGUUCGAUCAACAAUUGGCAGAAGAACGUAACUUGGCUGAAAGAUUAUCAAUUGAAAAAGACUCAGCGGAGCGUGAAGCCCGUGAAAAAGAAACCAGGAUCCUUAAUCUGAACCGUGAUCUUGAUGAUCUUCGAGAACAAAUGAGCAGUUUAGAAAACACACAUAUGCAACAGAAACGUGAACUUGAAGACUUAGUCUCGUCUAAAGAUGAUGUAGGUAAAAAUGUUCACGAUCUUGAGAAGGCCAAACGAGCUCUUGCUAGCCAAGUUGAGGAGCAGAGGACUCAGAUAGAGGAAUUAGAAGACGAACUUCAGGCCACUGAGGAUGCUAAACUGAGACUGGAGGUCAACAUGCAAGCCCAGAAAUCUCAAUUUGAGAGGGACCUUCAAGGGAAAGAAGAACUUGUAGAGGAAGCAAAGAGAAGUCUCCUGAGACAGCUUCGAGAACUUGAAGCUGAGCUUGAAGAUGAACGCAAACAAAGGGUUGGUGCUGUAAAUGCUCGCAAGAAGUUAGAAAGCGACCUCAAGAACAUGGAUGGCCAGCUGGAGAAUGCAAACAAAGUAAAGGAUGAUGCCUUGAAGCAACUGAAGAGAGCCCAUGCCCAGUUGAAGGAUCUGGCAGGGCAACUGGAUGAGAAUGGUGCUACCAAAGAAGAAGUGCAGGCACAUCUGAAGGAACUGGAGAGAAGGCUCAAACAGAUGGAGUCUGAGAACUUACAACUCCAAGAAGAUCUAGCUGCUUCAGAACGUGCACGAAGACAGGCUCUGUCUGAACGUGAUGAACUCCAAGAUGAAAUUAAUAACAGUGCAACCAGCAAGUCUGCCUUGCUUGAUGAGAAGCGACGUCUUGAGGCCAGAAUUAACCAGCUUGAAGAGGAACUGGAGGAAGAACAAGGAAAUGUGGAGAUUAUUAGUGACAAAGCAAGAAAGAAUGCCCUGCAGAUUGAGCAACUGUCUCUUGAUCUUGCAACGGAGAAGUCAACAUCCCAGAAGUUUGAGAACCACAACAUGUUACUGGAAAGACAGAACAAAGAGCUACGUGCUAAGUUGCAGGAGACUGAGAACCAAUUGUCUGGACGUAGCAAGGCAACAAUCGCCUCUUUGGAAAGCAAGAUCGCCAACUUAGAGGAACAGGUCGACAUUGAAGUCAGGGAGCGUCAGGCACUUGCCAAGGGUAAUCGUAGAGCAGAGAAGAAGAUCAAGGAAUUGUUAAUGAAUGCUGAUGAUGAGAGACGUCAUGCUGAUCAGUAUAAGGACCAGGUCGACAAAGCAAAUGCCAGGAUGAAGGCCCUUAAGCGGCAAUUAGAUGAAGCUGAAGAGGAAUGCACUCGAGUGAAUGCCCAAAAGAGAAAAAUUCAGCGCGAGUUUGAUGAAGAGACUGAGCGUGCUGAAGCACUACAGAGGGAGAAUGACUCAUUGAAAAGCAAACUUAGAUCAAGCACAACAGGAGGAAGGUAUAGUAGGAAAUACUUUGGAGUGGGUCGAUCCAGUACAGCUCCUGGGGGAAGCGACGAUGAGUCCAUUGAUGAAGGGAAAACAGAAAACGACAGCACGGAGGCAUAAUAUCCAUGACUUUAAUCACCCCUUAGAUAUUAACAAUGGACUCAUCUAUGCCUGUAUAUAGACAAUAAGUCAUAAAGUAGAGGGUGGGAAGGAUGAAUGUUGAACACCCCCCAAUAUUGAUUAUGGACUAAUAUUACCAUAUAUACACAUUAAUUCACUAUAUAGAGGGGUGGUAGGAUGGAUUGUAAAACAAAACCUGUAGUGGAAUUGCUAAUCUGGACUAUAUCAAAGAGAUUUUUAUAUAUUUUCUAGCUAAUGCUCUGCUUAUGUGCAUAUAUGGGACGUGUAUAAUAAACAAUUUGGGUAAUUUUAAGACCCAUGAUGUUUGUUUUAUCGACUAAAUACCUGUGUGAAUUGACCUCCCCAAACGCCAAAUAACUGUUAAACUGUGAUGUGUAGCCAGUGAUUGGUUCCUGACAGAAAUAUGUGUUGUGAUUUGAGAAUAUUUUGCCUUUUUUCAAUCCUGAAAUCUGAUUGGCUACUUGAUAUUUACGUGCUGUAUUGUUUCGAUAUAUGCCAAUACUUCAUGUACUUAUUUUAUAUUGGAAUUUUGUAACUGAAGAUAUUAAAUUCCUCUCUCACAAAGUUGGUAUGUUCCAAUUAAUUUAUCAAUCAAAAUUCGGAAGAAAAUUUUCACGCAUGUGUAGUUUUGUAUAACAAAAGAAUAUAGCUUAAAAAUGUGCUUAUUAUUUUUACAAUAAAAAUAUAGUUUAGAGGUAUUUUAUAACUAUAGACACUUGAUUGGGUAUGUAAAUGUAAGUCAUUUAUAUGUAUUCAUUCCUUUUUUACGUCGAAAAACUAUUUUGUGUAUUAUGUAACGCUGGUCUGAUCAUGUUUCUUGCUUGAUGUAAUAGGUGCUGAACAUGAUGCCUGUGCGUUUGUAAUCAAAUACAUUGGUGGAUUUAAAUGACAAAUUGAAGUGUCGUGUCAUCUUCGUGAAAUCUGAAUUAAAUGUUGCUAUAGUUUAAUUAGUUAUCUGACCCAUUCAAUUAUCUCAUUGUGGUAUCCAAGGUUUCAACUGUUCGUGGGAGUCAGAUAUAAAUACCUUGCAUGAAAUAUUUUGAAUUAUGCCUUGUAAGACUCGAUAAGAUUGAGGAAUGGUAAUAAUUCAUUGUAUUUUUUUUAAAGAAUGGACCCUUUAUGCAUAGUUGAGCUCGUAGAAUAUUGAAGACAGAAGUCAAAAGCAAGGCAACAGUAGAUAAAACCUACAAUUGUUACUCUAAACAUUAUCUGUAUGUACAUUACACGAAUGAAGAAAUACAGAGAAAAAUUGUACAGUAUAUUUGAACAUUAUUUUUUUUAAUUUUUGAAUUACUCAACUCACUGUAUAUAUUGUAAUGCAUUGCCAUGGUAACGGAAAUAACGAGACACAGAUUACUGCUUAAAUGUUUGAAAAAAGAUGAUAAAAAUCUUGGCGAAAGAGAAAGAAACUGCUGGUCUUGAUUGAUCAAAAUGUUGUUUUUUAUAUACAAAUGUUGUACAUGUUUUUUGUCAUAGUCUUUUUGAAAGAACGUGUAACAUAGCUUAACACUGACUACUACCUGAUAUCUCAUCCAGGUCAUGUACAUGUAAACUUCAUGCACUUUCUAUGAAUAAAAUAAAACAAGUUUCUCAUCUCUGGUUCAAAGCCAUUUAGGUCCUAAACUCUUGUGUGUAGUCUAUAUUCCAUGUUUUUGCCUAAUUUUUCUGUGAAUUCAGAGUUCAAAGACAUACCCCUUAUGUAAUUUUAUUCAUGGAUGGUACGCUUUAUUCUAUUCUAUAUCCAGACUGUAUACAUGUUCCUUAUACUAGCAAUAAAACAAAAUAUUAAAUCUGUGACAUAUAUGUAUGAUAUGACCCACCUUUAACAAAUAUGAUAAUAAUAAAUGAUAUUGUCGUGGCAACCAUGUUAACUCCAGACAAUAUUAGCAUUAUAAAUAAAUAAAGGGAGUAAUCUAAAAUACAAUAA
Molecule: messenger RNA, 8070 nt
Organism: Owenia fusiformis
Lineage: Eukaryota; Metazoa; Annelida; Polychaeta; Sabellida; Oweniidae
Source: the annotation of a GenBank genome assembly